Molecule: messenger RNA, 1260 nt
Organism: Effrenium voratum
Lineage: Eukaryota; Dinophyceae; Suessiales; Symbiodiniaceae
Source: the annotation of a GenBank genome assembly
AUGGCGCCCGUUCAGGUCCCGACCGGUACCGACGACAAGAGCAAGGCAGGAGGUCGAAUGGCUGUCACGGAUAUGGGGCGCGGGGUCGCCGAUGCACCGCCCAAGGUGGCGCUGCUCAACAAUCCCAAGUUUCGCAGCUGGCUGUUCCAGAUCCUUUUGGGCGUGGCGGUCGCCUAUCUCGUCUACUCGGGCUGGGUGAACAUGAACGCCAACCUGCAGGCGGCCGGCGUCGCCUCGGGCUUCGGGUUCCUUGGCGAAAAUGCCGGCUUCUCCGUUGCGCAGUCGCUGAUCGACUAUGACCAGGGCACAUCAUCCUAUGGACGGGUCUAUGUCGUUGGCGUCCUGAACACGCUCAUCGUCGCCGUCGUCGGGAUCGUUUUCGCGACCGUCAUGGGCUUCCUGCUCGGCAUCGCCCGGCUCUCCAACAACUGGAUCGUCAGCCGCCUUGCCACCUCCUAUGUCGAAUUUGCCCGCAACGUCCCGCUGCUGCUGCAGAUCUUCAUCUGGUAUUUCGGCGUCUUGCGGCUUCUGCCACAGCCGCGCGACAGCCUCGAUUUCGGCCCGCUCGGCCUUCUGAACAUUCGCGGCUAUUUCGCGCCCAAGCCCGUCUGGGGCGAUGGCUCGGCGUUCGUCCUUUACGCGCUCAUCGCCGGCAUCGUCAUCGCGAUCGGCGUAUCGCGCUGGUCGUACCGGCGCCAGAUGGCGACCGGUCAGCGCUUUCCGUCGCUCUGGGUCGGUCUUGGCGCCGCUGUCGGUCUUCCGCUUGUCGUGUUUCUUGCGCUUGGCGCGCCGCUCACCUGGGACAUGCCUGUCCUGGGCGGGUUCCGGCCAUCGGGCGGCAUGACGGUCAUCCCCGAAUUCAUCGCGCUGCUCGUCGCGCUGUCGACCUACACGGCCGCCUUUAUCGCCGAGAUCGUGCGCGCGGGCAUUCUCGGCGUCAGCAAGGGACAGUCCGAGGCUGCCCACGCACUGGGACUGCGGCAGGGGCAGAACCUGCGGCUUGUCGUCAUCCCGCAGGCGCUGCGGAUCAUCAUUCCGCCGCUCACCAGCCAAUAUCUCAACCUGACCAAGAAUUCGUCGCUCGCGGUCGCGAUCGCCUAUCCCGAGCUGACGUCCGUGUUUGCCGGAACGGCACUGAACCAGACCGGUCAGGCGGUCGAGAUCAUCUCGAUCACCAUGCUGACCUAUCUGACCUUCUCGCUGCUGACCUCGGCAUUCAUGAACUGGUACAAUGCGCGCGUGGCGCUGGUGGAGCGCUGA